GUCUCGGCUUCUUGUUUCCUGUGAAGAGGUCUGCAACUGGAGUGGAAGAUGGGAAAGAGCAGAGUACUGAUAAUCGGAGCAACCGGAAAUCUAGGGCACCAACUCGCCAAAGCCAGCCUCCAAUCUUCACAUCCAACCUUCGCUCUCGUCAGAGACUCUGCUUUCUCUCAUCCUCACAAGCGCCAAAUCCUCCAAACCCUCUCCGACGCCGGAGCCACUCUUCUUGAGGGUUCGAUUGAAGAUGAAUCGAGCCUCGUUGAAGCGAUGAAGCAAGUGGAUGUAGUGAUUUGCGCUGUUUCCUCCAAGCAGGUUCUGGAUCAGAAGCCUGUUAUUAAAGCUAUCAAACGAGCUGGUUGCAUCAAGAAGUUCAUUCCCUCAGAAUUUGGACUCGAUCCAGAAAAAACUCAAAUGUCUGAUUUGGACCAUGGGUUUUAUUCAAGGAAAGCUGAAAUUCGGCAUCUUAUAGAAGCUGAAGGCAUACCCUAUACCUGCAUCUCAUGCAAUUUCUUCAUGAACUAUUUACUUCCAUCACUAGUUCAAUUGGGUGCAAAGACCCCUCCCAUGGAUAAGGUCACCAUUUUUGGGAAUGGAAAUGUUAAAGGUGUCUUUGUGAAGCAAAGUGACAUUGCUGCCUUCACCAUUAGUGCAGUGGAUGAUCCGCGAACUCUGAAUAAGGUGGUGUAUCUGAGGCCACCAGGAAAUGUUUACUCCAUGAACGAGCUGGUUGAGCUUUGGGAAAGUAAGAUUGGAAAAAAGCUUGAGAAGGUUUAUGUAACAGAAGAGGAGCUUCUUAAGAAAAUUAAAGAGACUCCAUUUCCAGACAACAUGGAUAUGGUAUUUAUAUAUUCGGCUUUCGUGAAGGGAGACCAGACAUAUUUUGAUAUUGAGGCAUCCGGUGGAGUUGAUGGGACACAACUGUAUCCACACCAGAAAUAUACUACAAUCAGCGAAUAUUUAGACACCCUCCUGGAAGAAAAGUAACCUCUGUUCUUCAUAAACAUAACCUCUGUUCUUCAUAAACUAGUCCUUAAUUAUUUCCUCACUUCUUUAUGGAUCGACAAGAAACUUCUAAAUUCAAAUUAAACACUGUAAACUUGAACAACUUCUUGAGUUGCAUGUAUCUGUUGGUAGAGCUGAAGGACAGAUGGAUUGCAAAUGGAUUUUGUUUAGGGCAGUUAUUAUUUUUGAAGUUGUGGAGAGAUUCAGAAAUGGUGAUAGAUGCCUUCAAUGAGCAGAAAGUUACCCUCUGCAACUGCAAUUAAUUUUAUAAAUGGCAUGGAAAUGAAUAUGGAAUAUGCAUAUUUCUGAUAAUGCUCAUCUCUCCAUGUCUCUUUUGGCCUUC
This is a messenger RNA of Vitis riparia (riverbank grape), 1342 nucleotides long. RefSeq names its product probable pinoresinol-lariciresinol reductase 3. Bases 49 to 981 code for a protein of 310 amino acids. Lineage: Eukaryota; Viridiplantae; Streptophyta; Magnoliopsida; Vitales; Vitaceae. The transcript is spliced from 5 exons. Gene Ontology annotation, molecular function: oxidoreductase activity. The record is from RefSeq and is a predicted model, not a curated record.